AUGGAUGAUGCGUUGAAUCGACACUUUCUGAAUUGGGAACAACCCGCAAUCGAGAGUGCGAUCCAAUGGUGCAUGGACCACUACCUCAAUCCACGCAAUGAACUGGAUCUCGGGAACCUGACCAUCAUCACACCCGGCCGGCGCGCCUCGCGUUUGUUCCUCAGCCAACUCGUUGACCAUUGCCAAUCGCUUGGCAUCCCUCUGAUCCCUCCAUCGCUCUGCACUCCCAGCAACAUCGCACGCCAAAUCCUGUAUUUUCCAUACCCACAAGCGACUGAGAUGAGCAAGAAACUUGCUUGGGUCAAAGCACUCCAGGAAACCGACCCCCAAGACCUCAGCGUAAUCGUGCCGAAUCCCCCUGAACCAAGCCGCUGGGAUCAAUGGAUGGGACUCGCUAGCUGGCUCCAGUCCACGACAUCCCAGCUCAGCGACGCUGGACUUCGAAUGAAUCAAGUCCACGAUAGAGCAGAGUCAUUGCUGUUGGAUUCUGAGCUACAACGCUGGGACAUCUUGGGAAUGAUCCAGAACCGAUACGAGCAGCUUCUCCUCGAUCAUGCAACUGUCGAUGAUCAUCUUGAAUCGCUCAAAUGUAUCCAGCGGCCCGACUUGCAGGAUCAAGCUCAGAAUGACUUCGUGCUCCUGGGAGUGCCUGAACUCGGAUAUAUCCCGAAAUCGUGCAUCACUCAGAGUCCUUACCAGUUCACUGCACUCGUCUUUGCACCAGAGUCCAUGUCGGUUCGGUUCGACGAGUUUGGCUGUGUGAAAACCACUGAAUGGAUUGACCUCGAUCUGGACAUUGAAGAAAGCCGAAUCCAGUUUUCAAUGGAUCCAAUUUCCAUGUGCGAAGAGGGACUCGCUCAGCUUUCAAAGCGUUCUAAUCCGCUCGACACAACUUCGUGCGUCAUCGGACUCGCCGACGAGUCAAUCAAGGGAACACUCCGAAGAACCACAGCGAUGAUUAGUCCAUCGCCUGGAAUCACGAUUCAUGAUCCUGCAGGCAAGCGAGUCCGCACUACCAGCGUCGGCCGGCUGAUUGAACUCAUCUACAACUUCCUCGGGGACCAAACUUACACCACCCUCUCCGCCUUGAUCAGACACCCUCACUUCGAGCAGGCAUUGACCGCUCGAUACACCGAAGAAUAUCCAGACAAGCGCCCACCCAACGCGAACUGGUUGCACGCUGUUGACGAGCUCCUUCAGGACCAUGCCCUCGUCAACUCCAAUCAACUCCCCAAAGGUGUACGGGAUUCGACCGAAUCUGAAGCCCGAUUUGUUCUCAAUGCAACAUUGGCAAUGCUCGAUCACCUGACACAACUCCCAAUAAGCGAACCAACGCUCGAUGAGUGGUCAGCUCGUCUCAUCCUGACCCUCAAACGCAUUUAUGACUGCGUAGAAAUCGACGAAUCAUCACUGAAUCAUCGAAAUCACAUCAGUCAACUCCAAGCGGUUCAAUCAAUCCACGAAGAUCUGUUGAUCGCCAAAUCGCAUGGACACGAUCUCCCUAAACUCUCCGCGACCAGCGCACUCUCGAUCAUCUUGUCCCGCCUCGGAGAAAUCCAUAUCCCUGACCAACCCUCUGCGAACUCCAUCGAGAGCGUUGGCUGGCUUGAGCUUGCACUUGAUCCCUCACCGAUUGCCAUUGUCCUUGGAAUGAAUGACUCAGCCAUUCCGGGAUCGGUCACGCACGAUCCGCUCCUCCCCGGCACUCUCCGAGCACAACUGGGCAUGAGGACCAACACGGAUCGACUCGCACGCGACUCGUAUCUUAUGACCGCGAUCAGCAAAUCACGCGAUGCCGUAUUUAUGACCGCACGCACAUCAACAUCCAAUGAACCAACUACCCCAAGCCGAUUGCUUUUCCAAAGCGAGGGUAAGCGUCUCGCGUCCCGCAUGCGACGCUUUGUUGAUCACGAAGCUGACAAAUCAACGCGGUACAAACUAUCGCAACCAAUCAAACCAAGCUCGAUUGAUCAAUCACUGCGACAACUCACAAUAGGGAAAGAUUACCAACCUCCUGAGUCCAUGAGCGUGACGGAGUUUGACGCGUACCUGCGAUCUCCAGCAUCGUGGUAUAUCGAGCGAGCAUUACGAUUGCGUGAGAUUCAAACGGAUGCACGCGAACUCAACGCGUUGCAGAUCGGGAAUCUUGCCCACGCUGUGCUUGAUGCGUUUGGCAAAGACGAGACGAUGCGUGUGCUUGACGAUCCAACAAAGAUCAACAGUGCUCUCCAGCACUUGCUCAAUGAUCGCUUUAUCCAUACCCAUGGCUCAUCGCAUCCUGGUGCGAUCAAGGUCCAGUUCGAGCUGCUCAGUUAUCGACUCCAGCUCUUUGCACAGCAUCAAGCAAUGCGAACCAAAAUGGGAUGGGUGAUCACGCAUACCGAAUGGACCCCACCCGAGUCCGCAAAGACACAACUCGAUACCGACGAUCAACCAAUGCCUCUGCGCGGGAAGGUCGAUCGCAUCGAUAUCCAUCCAGAUGGGAAGAUCGCGGUCAUCGACUACAAGACUGGACGUGUCACCGAUCCCAUCAAAGCUCAUUUCAUCGAAGAUGAAUGGAUCAAGCUGCAGCUGCCGCUCUACCGACACCUCGUUGCCGAGCUGAUCGACGGGCGUGAACUUGUACUCGGAUACGCCGGUCUUCCAUCGUCCGAAAGCGAUGAUGUGUGGAAAAUCGCUCAAUGGGAUCAAGAGCAACUUGAUGACGCUGACCGUACUGCCGUCCGGAUAGUGAAUGAGAUCCGGGCUCUCAAGUCCGGCGAUCCACUCCCAGAAGGCGAUUACCCUCCGAGCGCUGGGAUUGCUGGAUUCAUCACAGGCAAUCGCUUUGAGUUAGGACGGGGGGGACCAAUGACCCCCAAGUCUCCUCAUACAAUCGUCCGCGCCUCAGCCGGUUCGGGAAAAACCUACCAGCUCGCCAACCGCUUCAUAUCAAAGCUCAUCGCUGGCGAGGAUCCUUCAACAAUUUUCGCGACAACAUUCACCAAAGCUGCCGCUGGAGAGAUCCUCCAUCGUGUACUGCUCAGACUGAGCAACGCGGUCCUUGAUGAGAAGUCCCUUAGUGAACUCCGUGAUGCGAUCAACACGCCGAGUCUCAGCUCCAACCAAUGCGCCGAUGUGCUUGCCUCACUGUGCAAGAAUCUCCACAAGCUCUCGAUCCAGACGAUGGACUCAUACUUCUUUCGUCUUGCCAGUUCCUUCGCGCCGGAGCUUGGUCUGCCAACCAAGUUCCGCAUGCUCGACGAAGAGGAUCUCACAGCGCUCCAAGAGUCGAGCGUCGAUCAGACGAUCGAUGCGUGCGAGAUCCGUGAACUCGUUGAGAUCCUCCGCUCCCUCGGAGGGGACCGAAUCCGCAUGAUGGCGCACGAUUCGAUCAUGCGUCUUGUCCAGUCCGCGUACUCGAUCUAUCUCGCGUCGAAUGGACGAGCAGAGCCUUGGAACGCUGAUGGAUUCGCGGGUGUGAAACACACCCAAGACGAGCUUGAUCACGCACUCGAAGAAUUUGAUCAGCUAGAGCUCCCAUCGAAGAAAGAUGGGAAUCCCGAUAAACGCUGGCUCAAUGCUCGCAACGACAUCAGAGAAUAUGUCAACACCUCGCAAUGGGAAGCACUCGUUGACAAAGGGCUCGGGAAGCUGGUUCUCAACUGGAUCAUCGAAGGCGAGUUGGGAAGCUACUACAGCAAAGAAUGCAGUGAAGAAUUCGCGCAAUGCCUCGAACCCAUUGUCGAGCACGCGCAGUUUGUCCUCACCGCUCAGCACGCCGCCCGCAGCGCCGCAACCUACUCGCUCAUGAAACGCUACGACGACGCGUUCCGCAGCGCCAAGAUGAACAGCGGCCAACUCUCGUUCGAUGACCCCCCCAGACUCCUCAACGAAGCGGCGAUCCAAGGCGAGCUUGAGCACAUCUUUUACCGACUCGACGCACGGAUCCGUCACAUCCUCCUUGAUGAGUUCCAGGACACUUCGAUGCCCCAGUUCAGACUCUUUGAGCCGAUCCUCGACGAGUUGCUCAGCCAAGACGAGGAAGAACGCUCUGUCUUCAUCGUCGGCGACAUCAAGCAAUCGCUCUAUACAUGGAGACAAUCCGAACCCACGCUGCUCAACGAGCUCUCAAACCGCUGGAGCACUCUUGAGGAAGAAUCUCUCUCCAAGUCAUGGCGAUCAUCCCAACGGAUCCUCGAUGCCACGAACGCGGUCUUUGGUGAUCUGAUCAACAAUCCCGCUGUACAGAGUUCUUCCAUCGCACAAAGUGUCGCACGCCAAUGGGACGACCAGUACGAAACGCACAAAGCCGCCAAAGCAUUGCCCGGCCAUGUCACUCUGAGCGUUGCCGAUAGCGAUGAGGACGACAAUGCGUUGACAAACGAUGAAGUUCUCUGGGCGUGCGCCAACCAAGUCGCCGAGAUCCAAUCCCAUCAGCCUGAUGCAUCGAUCGCGAUCCUUGUGCGCCAGACCAAGCACAUCUAUCCGCUCCUCACGAUGCUGAAUCAACUCGAGAUCGAGGCAUGCGAAGAUCGAGGGAAUCCGCUGGUCAAUGCGCCGUGUGUAGCUUCAGCGAUCUCAAUGCUCGAGUUCAUCGAACACCCCGGAAACUCCGCGGCGCUCUAUCACGCACGCUCAACACCCCUCGGCGACCUGCUCGAUCUGGACUCGAUCAGGAACCUGGACGCCUUCGCUUCAUCAAUGCGCCAAAGAAUCGAGCAACACGGCUGUGCAUCGCUACUCAUAGAUUGGUACAAAGCACUCAUUACCAAGAUGGAUCAGCGUGGAGCGGACAGAUUCAAGCAACUGAUCGAACUCGCAGGUCAACUCGAAGACGAGGGUAGAACCGAGAUCGGAACGCUGAUUCAUCGGGCCAAUACGAAGAAAGUUGAGGAGCCGGGAAGAUCACAGGUCCGUGUCAUCACGAUCCAUAGAUCGAAGGGGCUUGAGUUUGAUGCGGUGGUAAUGCCACUGCUUGGACAAGCGUGGUCGAUCCGCCCCGAUUCGAUCCUUGCGACACGCGACGAUCCAAUGAGCGAGAUCACAAAGAUCACGCCGUAUCCAACCAAACUGCUCCAGCGGGUCCAUCCCGGACUCAAAGCGAUGCACGAUGAAUGCCUCGCCAAGCAGAUCAACGAAGAGCUGUGCUGCCUCUAUGUCGCGAUGACCCGCGCCAAGUCCGCGUUGCACAUGAUCGUCCCGGCAGACAAGGAUGGAAGGAAGGGUGAUGUGACCGAGAAGCUGAAGCUCACACCAGCUUAUAUUAUUCUCGCUGCACUCGCCCCAGAAGCUGUGUGCGCUCCGGGGGACAUCUUGUUUGAAUCAGGUGCCCCAGACUGGAUCGCGAGCGCCGAGCACGAAAAUCAGGACCAGAGAAUCAACGAAGAGAUUACCCUAGAAAUACGCAGCAGAACUUCACAACAGACCGCUCUACUCACCAUGGGAUCCCCAUCAUCUCUUAAGCUCAAACCAUCACCAUUGGAUAUUGAUCCUACUACGGGCAGCACCAACCAUGGCAUGCUCAUCGGAUCGUGUGUCCACGAACUGCUCGAGCAAAUCAACUGGAUUGACGAUCCUACACAUGACCUCCAUUCAAUUGCAGUACCCAAUCAAUCCGGAAUCUAUUCUGAAUCAGUGCUGAGCAUAUCAAAACAGAUCGUUGAGCAGGCAUUUCAAUCGGAUCAGAUCCAUGCACUGCAUGAUCGCGACACUUGGAUCAAAGGGCACCCCAAUACCCAAGAACCAACUGUGUAUCACGAACGCCCAUUCGCACUACGGAUGCGGAUCGAGAACGAGGACCGCUUGAUACAAGGGAGAUUCGAUCGGCUUGUGAUCGCUCGAACUGAGCAAGGCAUCCAGAGCAUCCAACUCGUCGACUACAAAACUGACGCGGAUGCUUCCGAACUCGCCGAUGAUGUACUCAUCGAGCGUCAUGGAUCACAGAUGGAAGUCUAUCGACAAGCGCUGUGUGAAAUAUACCGCGUUGAUCCGAGCAUCGUAGAAUGUGUCCUCGUCUUCACGGCCCGCCCCGGAACUAUCAAGCUCUGA
Symbiodinium sp. CCMP2592 is the source of this 6030-nucleotide messenger RNA. The record is from the annotation of a GenBank genome assembly. NCBI's taxonomy places the organism in Eukaryota, Dinophyceae, Suessiales, Symbiodiniaceae.